GAAUGGACAAUGACCUCAUCAGUGUUUAGUACAUAACUACGGAGAUACAACUUAAACUCACAAACUAUUCGCUGGUUAUAUACUUAUGUCAAUGUGCUACCAAAUUAAAGGUACCUAAUGCUUGUGGAACAAUUGGAUAAAGGUGGUCGACAGCAUCUUAAAUUGUUUGUAAAAUAUUAAGCCAUCCAAAUCGCGAUAUACGAGAUAAUUUGUUAUCAGUCAUAAAGAUUACAGAUAAUUCGACUCUUAAUAAUACCUAUUACGAAACAAAGUUCAUUUAGAAGGCUCAUAGCUCAGUAGUAAAUCAUCAAUACCCCCAACAGACAUUAAUUAUAAAAAAAAUAAACCCAAGGUUAUUAAUAUGAAGCCGAUAUUGUACAAAGCUGACCCCAGUCCACCGGCCAGAGCUGUGAUGAUGGUCAUUGAUAUAUUGGGACUGGACGUCGAGCAAAGGACUUUGAAUCCUGUGUUACGGGAGCAAGAUGUUCCUGAACUUAAGAAGAAAAAUCCAAUGAGAACUAUACCAAUAUUAGACGAAGGAGACUUUUGGCUUGCUGACAGCCAUGCAAUAAUGAUUUACCUUUUAGACAAAUAUGGAAAACCUGAACAUUCGUCAUUGUAUCCCACUGACAGCAGAAAGCGCGCGACAGUUCAUCAGAGACUAUUCUUUGACUGUGGAGUUUUAUUUCAAAGACUGAGAGCUGUUAUGGCUCCUACCUACAUGGGAAGACUGGAAGAGAUGUCCAAAAGCAUGGUGAGGAAUAUAGUGGACGCAUAUUCAAUGCUUGAAGACUAUUUAUCCGAAAACUUGUAUAUGGCGGAUAAUGUCAUCACUAUUGCGGAUUUAAGCAUUGUUUCAACUAUGGCAACUCUGGUGGAGCUAGUUCCUAUUGAUGAAAAGAGAUUCCCUAAACUAAAGCAAUGGUAUAAGAAUAUGAGUGACAAAGACUACUGUAAAAGGAUUAACAUUCCCGGUGGUAAAGAACAUGCAGACGGAUUGAUAGCUUUGAUGAAAUUCAAUAAAUCGAAUAAGAAAUCAAAAUUGUAAAACAAUGGUUAAAUGUAAGAUGAGAUGUUUAUGUGAUCUUGACUCAGCCUGAGUGCUACGGUGUUUUGGAUUCGUGAAACGUAAUACAUUACUUAAAAAUUAUGGACAUAAUAUGAGUAAAAAAAUAUAAAUUCAUAAAUUGUAUAUUUUGUAUCAUUAAAAUUAAAUUAACCAGCUAUGUAUAUUACAAGGUCGAAAGCAGGGUCAAACAAAAUACAGUAUAAGAAUCA
Helicoverpa zea (corn earworm) is the source of this 1278-nucleotide messenger RNA. RefSeq names its product glutathione S-transferase 1-like (gene GSTe6). The coding region runs from base 362 to 1048 and encodes 228 amino acids. Gene Ontology annotation, biological process: glutathione metabolic process. The record is from RefSeq and is a predicted model, not a curated record. Gene Ontology annotation, molecular function: glutathione transferase activity. The transcript is spliced from 7 exons. Lineage: Eukaryota; Metazoa; Arthropoda; Insecta; Lepidoptera; Noctuidae.